AUGGAGAGAAGAAAAAGGGUCACCGAGAAAGAUGAUGAAGGCGGAGGGAGGAGGCCUAAGAAGCUGCAGCAGCAGCACCCGCAGCGUCAUGUGAAUAAUAAUAAUAAUAAUAAUAAUAAGAAGAAGGAGGAGGAGGAGGAGGAGAAGGAGGGUGCUGCUGACGUGGCGACGGAGGAGGAAGUGGAGGAGUUUUUUGCUAUAGUGAGGAGGAUGCAGGCGGCUGUCAAGUAUUUUGAGAAAGCUGCUGCGAAUACUACCAAAGGAGGAGGAGGAGAUCAUCCGAUUCAGAGCGGCUGGAGAGUUGCCUUGGAGUCUACAGAGCCGCUGCUGGCUGUGGAGGUUGACGACGCCGCAGAUCAUGAUGCUCAUGAUGAUCAAGAGGCAGCAGAGGCAGAAGCAGUGGUGGCACCAGAUGAUAAUAAGGACGAAGGAGAUGACGAGAAUGGAGUUCUAGACUUGAAUGAGGCCCCAGACGACAUCACGGAGGAGACUUGA
Prunus armeniaca (apricot) is the source of this 495-nucleotide messenger RNA. The record is from the annotation of a GenBank genome assembly. NCBI's taxonomy places the organism in Eukaryota, Viridiplantae, Streptophyta, Magnoliopsida, Rosales, Rosaceae.